AUGCCUUUCAUCCUCGAGCUCCCGGACCAGUACGGUCUCGUUCUCGCCGCCGCGACCGCCACCUUCUUCAUCAACACCAUCCACGUCACCCGCACCAGCAAGUUCCGCAAGGCCAGCGGCGUCAAGUAUCCCAACGCCUACGCCUCCGCCGAGCAGGCCGACAAGGACCCCAACGCCUAUCGCUUCAACUGCGCUCAGCGCGCCCAUGCCAACUUUACCGAGAACCAGACCUCCUUCCUCGGCGCCCUGCUCGUCGCCGGCCUCCGCUACCCUUUCCCUGCUGCCGUCCUUGGAGCCGGCUGGGGCCUGUCGAGAGUUCUCUACCUGUUCGGCUACACCAGCUCUGCUGGUCCCAAGGGCCGCGAAAUCGGUGCUGUAGGCUCGUUCCUGUGCGACACUUUGCUCAAGCUCACCGCGGCCUACACCUCGGCCAUGUUCGUUAUGAGCGGCAAUUAG
This is a messenger RNA of Purpureocillium lilacinum, 456 nucleotides long. RefSeq lists its product as uncharacterized. Gene Ontology annotation, molecular function: glutathione transferase activity; glutathione peroxidase activity. The record is from RefSeq and is a predicted model, not a curated record. NCBI's taxonomy places the organism in Eukaryota, Fungi, Ascomycota, Sordariomycetes, Hypocreales, Ophiocordycipitaceae. Gene Ontology annotation, cellular component: nuclear envelope; endoplasmic reticulum; membrane.